AAAAUAAAAUAAUAUAUAUAAUUUAAGUUCCUCGCAUAUCCCUAUGUUCUUCCCAAUCUCUCUAUUUAUAUGAAACUAAUCCAAACCAAAACCCCUUAAUACAACUGCAUUAAUGGCUAUUUCUGAUAGAAGAAUCAAACGAGUUACUGACCCGCUCGACGACCGAGUCAAGGCUCGACUCGUCGGCUUCAGUUUCGAAAGCAGCGGAAGCGAACACUCCGCCGCCGCCGUUGAAGACGAUUCUCCUUGCCUCUCGGAGCUCGUUCACGGUUUUCUGGAAAACGACCACGAUGCUGUAGAACAAACGGGUUACAACUUAGACUCCGACCGAGUCGACUCAAGCCUCGACAUUACCUAUUCGUUCCAGAUCAUCAUCAAGUCAACCUCUCUUAGCAACACGGAUCCUUACAGGAAUCUGCUUAUGGCUCACGUUUUGAGAGCAAUGGAAAUGCUUUCCUUUUUCAAAACGGAUAAAGCUACUUUCAGGCGUAAUGUAAUGGCUUAUCUCCGCCAGGUAGGCCAAAAUGCGGCGAUAUGCAAGACCAAAUGGGGCUCAUCGGGAGGCCUAACCGCCGGAAACUACGAGUUCAUCGACGUGGUGCAAUCGACAACAGCUACGUCGCAAAACCGGUACUUCAUCGAUCUCGAUUUCGCCUCCGAGUUCGAGAUCGCAAGGCCGACAAGUGAGUACUCGAGUUUAUUACAACAUUUACCUAGGGUUUUCGUGGGAAAAGACGAGGAAAUGAAAAGGAUCGUCAAGGUGAUGAGUGACUCGGUAAAAAAAUCGUUAAAGAUCAAAGAACUAACUCUCCCUCCUUGGAGAAAAAACCGUUACAUGCAGAACAAAUGGUUCGGUCCGUACAAUCGCACGACGAACCAAAUCCCGACGGCGAAGCCCAGCACAUUAACGAUCCAUCCUGCCAACAUCGUCCAAUGCCGUUACGUGGGGUUCGACGACGGCCGUGAACGCCGUGUUUACCACGUAAUCUGAAAAUUCAACAGAAGAGAUCCUGACCGUCAACUUUUUAUAGAGAUAAGCGUCACCUGAUAAUUUCAACACGUGUUGGAGUGAGUUGGCAUUUGUAAAUUUGGACGCGACGCAGCGGAGGGUGUUGUCUU
This is a messenger RNA of Hibiscus syriacus, 1119 nucleotides long. RefSeq lists its product as uncharacterized. The record is from RefSeq and is a predicted model, not a curated record. The transcript has 2 exons. Lineage: Eukaryota; Viridiplantae; Streptophyta; Magnoliopsida; Malvales; Malvaceae. The coding region runs from base 113 to 991 and encodes 292 amino acids.